This is a messenger RNA of Ustilago hordei, 714 nucleotides long. RefSeq lists its product as uncharacterized. Bases 1 to 714 code for a protein of 237 amino acids. The transcript has a single exon. The record is from RefSeq and is a predicted model, not a curated record. Lineage: Eukaryota; Fungi; Basidiomycota; Ustilaginomycetes; Ustilaginales; Ustilaginaceae.
AUGAGUGUCCUCGCUAGACACAUGCAUGAACCAUCUCAAGAGCAUUAUCAGGCAGCACAAUGGGUCUUACACUACCUCAAAGGCACAAAGGAUGUUGGAUUAGUUUACAGGGGAAAUAUGUUGCAAGAGCCACUGAUUGUGCAUAGUGAUGUGAACUGGGUGAGUGAUGCCACCAUUCAGAGAAGGAGUACAUUGGGGUCAGUGGCGUUAGUGUAUGGGAACCCAGUAGCCUGGAAGUCAGCUACACAAAAAUGCAUAUCACUGUCCGCUGUCAAGGCAGAGUUCAUUGCAGCCAUGGAAGCAACACAUGAGGUGCUCUUCCUCAAGCAGCUGCUACGCUUGAUUGGCAUUGCCACAGGCACCCCAACGGUCUACUCAGACAACACUGGAUGCAUACAGGUUAGUAAAGACCCAGCACAGCACUGGAAGCUUAAGCACAUCAACACCAAGUAUCACUUCAUCUGUAACAAUGAUCAAGAGGGAAGGGUGCAAAUCAAGUAUGUGGACACCACAAGGAAUUUGGCAGAUGUACUCACCAAGCCAAUCAGGAGACAGGCAAUACAGCAAGCGAGAUCUGGGCUACACCUGCAAAUACUGGCAGCAGCAUACGAAAUGGAGUCCCUGAGCUAUGCGAUGAUGUUAAAGAAUGGAGGAUAUACCUUGAAACAACAGCAUAAUGAAUGGGGUACAUAUGCUGUUGAGGGGGGGAGUUAA